Spodoptera frugiperda (fall armyworm) is the source of this 1596-nucleotide messenger RNA. RefSeq names its product serine protease snake-like. Gene Ontology annotation, biological process: proteolysis. Gene Ontology annotation, molecular function: serine-type endopeptidase activity. The coding region runs from base 203 to 1435 and encodes 410 amino acids. The record is from RefSeq and is a predicted model, not a curated record. NCBI's taxonomy places the organism in Eukaryota, Metazoa, Arthropoda, Insecta, Lepidoptera, Noctuidae. The transcript has 10 exons.
UCGCUAGCUUGCUCUUGAUGAAGAGAAACGCUUUUCCGAUUAAAAAUAACUAAAUAUUUUUCCUUAUGUUUGUGUUUUAACACAUUGAACGCCGUGGUGGUCACCGGUGACCGACGUUAGCGGAGGAUUUGCCUUCAACAGUUUUCUAUUGGCAGUUAAAGACUUAAAACUUAGUUUAAAGUGUGAAGAGAGAAGUGUGAAUAUGUUGUUAAAAUUAAUUAUUAAUUUAUGUCUUGUUGUGUAUUCCGUGUUUUCUAUGUAUGAAGGAGAUAGGUGCAUAAAGAAGGAUGGAACUGAUGUCGGGACAUGCACCAUCGUGACAAACUGCCCGGCAGCACUGGAGGAACUUGAUAUUGGGGAAACACAACCUCAGAUAUGCAGUUUCCCAUCUGGAAAUAGAGACCCAAUCGUGUGUUGUUUCAACAAUCCUAAUAAUAGUAAAAGAACAACCCAGAGGCCGCCAAUUGCACCAUCACGCAUAACCAAUGAGCAGCCUCGUUGCAGCCCACUACACCAAUCUCCAAAAACUAAACAAGUUGCUUUUAAUAAAUGUUUAGAGUACCAAGAGAAGUAUGUGUACCCUUGUGUACGGGGAACUGCCCUCACGGGUGGGUAUGGGAGGGCCAACUACUGUCACCACGCGAGUGAUCAGCUGGUGGCAGGAGGUACGAAUGCUGGCAGAGAUGAAUUCCCUCACAUGGUGCUGAUAGGAUUCGGAGACUCAGCAUCCAACCUCGGUUUCAAAUGUGGCGGUUCCAUCAUCAGCGAGAGAUUCGUCCUGACAGCAGCCCAUUGCUCAUUCUCACCGAAAUUCGGAUAUGCGACGUUUAUAGCGAUAGGAGUGCUUCACAAGGAUGAAGCUAGGGAUCAGUCGAAAAUAUACUCAAUCAAGAGGUUUAUUAACCAUCCACACUACAAAUCGCCGUCAAAAUACGAUGACAUCGCUUUGAUUGAGACCGAUCGAGAGAUGAAGCUGGACCAGUUCACCGUGCCUGCUUGCCUUCCGACAGAGCCAGUGGACGACGCCAGAGCUAUAGCCACGGGGUGGGGAGCUACCCACUACAAUACUCAGCCCACGGACAUUCUUCAGAAGGUGAUUUUAUAUAAAACUCCUGUUGAAGAAUGUAGUAGACUGUUCAGGAGCCAUCGGUUGUUUCGAAGAGGUUUCAACGAAGAGACACAGACUUGCUACGGUGACAGAGAGCUACCUACUCGCUACCAGGACCGAUAUGAAAGCAAGGACACUUGCCCAGGUGAUAGCGGCGGUCCCCUUCAAAUUAAAAGCAAGAGAAUAGAUUGCAUGUAUAUUAUAGUAGGGGUGACGUCCAAUGGCGAGCAAGAUUGUGCGAAGCCCAACUCAGCUGGAGUCUACACGAAGGUCGCAGCUUACGUACCCUGGAUCGAGAGCAUCGUCUGGCCUCAAUAUUCAUUUUGAUUAAUUUUUAUUUUAAUGUCCGUUUUGUAGAUUAUUUUAAGUUUUAAUUGACAAUUUGAUGUCAAAAUUAAGUUUUUUUUUAACAUUUUUAAACGAGUGGAAUCAUAUCAUUAAGUUUUUUUUUUAAUAAAUUUAAUUUAAAAUGAUUAUUUUAAAAAUUA